GACUUCUCCUCGACCACACCGCCAGUCCUCCAGGACCUGUGUGCCGAACUGGCGGAGAACGGAUCCUUCACUGGCCAGAACAAGGCGGAGUACAGGCGGGGUGUUACUGCUGUCUCUUUGGCAUCCCGCCGCCCAUCCACUCCGGAGACGGACGAG
Messenger RNA from Symbiodinium pilosum, 156 nucleotides. Lineage: Eukaryota; Dinophyceae; Suessiales; Symbiodiniaceae. The record is from the annotation of a GenBank genome assembly.